Messenger RNA from Trichomonas vaginalis G3, 2082 nucleotides. Its product is annotated as Golgi to vacuole transport. The coding region runs from base 1 to 2082 and encodes 693 amino acids. Gene Ontology annotation, molecular function: syntaxin binding; deaminase activity. Lineage: Eukaryota; Parabasalia; Trichomonadida; Trichomonadidae. The transcript has a single exon. Gene Ontology annotation, biological process: Golgi to vacuole transport; endocytic recycling; retrograde transport, endosome to Golgi. The record is from RefSeq and is a predicted model, not a curated record. Gene Ontology annotation, cellular component: GARP complex.
AUGCUCGCCCCCAUUCAAAUUUAUAUUGUUGAAAUGAGCAAUGUUUCAUUAAAUGCAGACGACCCGAAUUUCGAUGAAACAGAGCAAGAUAUUAGCAUGUUCGCAUCUGUUCCUUCUGUAGCAGAAGUUCUUGCUAAUGGAAACGAUCUUGGAAAAAUUUAUGAACAAAUUGGAAAACAACUUGAAGCUGCAGAGACAUCAGCCAUCAAUGAUUAUCUUCAACAAUUAGAAGAUGCUGCAAAAAUUGCUGCAGAACUUGACCAAUCAGGCAAAGCAUUAGCUGCAAUUCAAGAAUUACUCGAAAAGUUCAAGAAAUCACUUGGAAAUUUAUCAACAGAAAUUUGUACUCUUCAAGAUAAAUCAGAAACAUUGACAACAAAGCUUGGAAAUCGUAAGAAUUUCGAAAAUAAAUAUGGAGAAUUUACUCAAUCAAUCACCCUUACUCGCAAUUUCAUUUCAACUAUAAUGCAGAAUGAUGUUAAUGCCAAUUAUGUCUCCGCCGUAGAAGAGCUUCAUAAAAAGAUUCAAUAUAUCAAAUCAAAAGACGGCUAUAGUACAAAAGCAGCACAAGAAAUCACUCUCCCACUUGAUAAACUUCGUGUUAUUGCUUCAAACAACAUAAGAAACUGGUUCGUUAAUAUAAUGAAUGAAAUGAAAGAAACAUACGGUACAGAGCAAGUUGCAAUACAGCACAAGAUGCUCAAAUGCAAACCAUUUAUCAUAUUCUUAAAGCAUCAUUCAUCAGAUUACGAGCAAUCCGCACGAGAUUAUUAUUCUCAAAUUAUGUCACGCAUUUACCUCGAAAACUUCAAGAUGCUUACAUACAGACUUAAGCGCCAGAUGUCACAGUCUUCAGUUACAAGAGAAAACAUCUCAGGUCUCACUACAUCCGGAUUUUUCUUCAUGCAGACUAAGAAAAUCAUCGGGGAAAUGACCAAUUUCUUCUGUUUAGGCGACAGAAUCAAGCUCCUGAACGAGAUACUGUCUCCGCCGCAGCCGUUCGGUGAUGGCGUCUAUCCGGUCGAGAGUUUCUUCAGGUCAUUGUACCAAACUUUGAUAGAUACAGUGACAAUGGAAUAUAAGUUCUCAUUGGAAUUUUUUGAGAACGAAACCGUUUCGGCGAUCAUCUUUUCUGAGACUUACAAAUAUCUUGAAACAUUUUUCGAUGAUUUGUUUAAUAAGAUUAAUGAUCCAAUAUGUAUAAUAUUAUUACUUCGUUUUGUCAUUUCUUUUUCAAAUGAGAUGCAAAGGAGAAAGAUUGACAAAGUCAACAACCAUUUACAGAACCUAACAAACAAGCUGACCAACAGAUUCCAGCGUAUCAUCUCAGAUAACGUCAACGCCAUCAAAUCUGUCGAUCCAAACAUGCUUGUCGAAAACAACGCAUCACCACACCUCGCAUUAGCGAUGACAAGGAGAUACAGUGAGUUCCUGAAGUCAAUGGUCCAGUUAUUGGACGAAUCCGUGCAGAAUUUAAUAAUGAAAGCGGUUGAUGACACAAAAACGGUCUUUGAUAAGCUCCUUGAUGAUACAUCAAAGAAGAUGUCAGCAGAAGACUUGAAACCAGCCUUUUUAAUCAACAAUUAUUUCUUAAUUAUCGAUACAAUUUCAACUGCAUCGAAUGAUAAUCCAAUUCUUAGUUUCUUCCAUAAAAGAUAUGAUGAAGUUCACCAAGUAUAUCUUGAUUUGGUUAUUAAGCAACAAUUCCCCGAAAUUUCUGGAGUUUUGUCAAGAUCUUACUCAACAUUUGACAAUGCGAAGGAAGAACCAAUCAUGAUUGAUAUUUCCAUCGAUGAACUGAAGGAAAUCGCUACACAGUUCACAAAAACUCAUUCUCAGAAAACAAAGAUGAUUUUCGAACACCAAAGAUUGAAUUUCGGAGAUUUUGAUAACGGAAAUGAUAUAACAAAAAGAAUAGCAAUGAGAAUUGUCUUCCUUUGGGGAAGAUUCAAGGCUUUGGUCGUGAAAAAGAAUCAGCUCGAGAAUGAUGCACCUAUUCCAUGGUUGGAGCAAAUGGUUACCCCUGCACAACUUGCUACUGAAUACAUGGAUAUCCUUAAUAACAAUUUUAAGAGAAAAUAA